GGGGCAGCGGGCACCGGCGGCCGGCGCGGGGUCCCUCCGAGGCGCUGCCCCGGCUGCGGGGCGGCCCCGCUCCCCCUCACACAUCCACUCCCCCCGCGCUCCAGCCGUUUGAACGCGGGGCGGGUCCCUUCCCCCUCGCUGGAAAGUUGCACGAAGUUGGGUUGUUUUGAGCUUUUUCCCUGGUUUUGGGGGUGAUUUUUCCUCUAAGCCCCCCGCGCUCGCCCGUCCCACAGCACAGUCCCCCGGGCGCUGGCGGGGCGGGACCGGGGGAAACGCGGCGCUUCCCCCGACCCUGCCCCGGCCCUGACCCCGCGGGCGGCCCCGGCCGCGCAUGCUCCAGGCUGGACAGCUCCUGAGAGGGAAAUUUAAAACCGGGCUGGAGCCCGGCCCCGCCGCCGACUCGCCGCGGCUCCGAGCCGCCGCCGGCUCCCUCGCGGCUCCCCCGGGCCCCCUCAGAGGGACACCCCGCCGCGCCGCAGCGCGGAGCUCCGGCCGGGCCCCCGGGCCCCGGCCUGCCAGCCCGGGGUUCCAGCCGGGAUUUGUGGUCUCCCGCCGCUGCUGAAGUGCUGGAUAGCUACUGCUGCCCGAACAGCUUCCUUCGGUUUCCCUGUCUGUGCCAAGGAGAUGAUAGAGAGCGAUAUCCCGUCCAUAAUGUCAGGAAUCCUUAGGAAUUCAGAGCAAAACCACCACCCUCCACAGGAGUACAGGCUCCUCGCUCCCGAGCCCUCCCAGCUGAGUGAGGAUGACCUCCCCAGCGACUUGCAGUCCUUGUCGUGGCUGACAUCUGUUGAUGUCCCUCGGUUACAGCAGAUGGCCAGUGGGAGAAUGGAUUUUAGCCUUGGUGCCCAGAAUGCGAUGCUGCAACAGACAGGUCCCGUGGCAAACAACCUGCACUCGACAGGAGCACCUGGAGCAAUGAUCCACGUCCAGGCCAGCCUUCCACAGGGAAUCCUGGGCCUCAAUUCUAUUUCAACACAUGGCACAAAUCAGAUGAGCCAGUAUGCCGUAGGAGGGCAGCCAUCUCCUAGUUUACAAACACAGCAACAGCUCUUUCCUCCUCCUCAUUCACAGCAAGUGUUUGCCCUAGCACAGAACACACAACAGUGUAACCCAGCAGCAAUCUACAACACAUCCUAUGGGACUCAGCCCCACUACUCUCAGCCACGCCUGGCUCCUCACUCUGCCCAAGAGCUGCACACAAAGCAUUACCCCAAGCCCAUCUAUUCAUACAGCUGUUUGAUUGCAAUGGCACUGAAGAACAGCAAAACGGGCAGCCUCCCAGUGAGCGAGAUCUACAGCUUCAUGAAGGAGCACUUCCCCUACUUCAAGACAGCCCCUGACGGCUGGAAGAACUCUGUGCGCCACAACCUGUCCCUCAAUAAGUGUUUUGAGAAGGUGGAGAACAAACUGAGCGGCACCUCCCGCAAAGGGUGUCUGUGGGCUCUCAACCCAGCCAAGAUCGACAAGAUGGAGGAGGAGAUGCAGAAGUGGAAGCGGAAGGACCUGGCUGCUAUUCACAGGAGCAUGGCUAACCCAGAGGAGCUGGACAAGCUGAUCACGGACAGACCGGAGAGCUGCCGGCGGCCCAGCAAGCAGCCCGAGCCCGAGGUCUCUGCCCUGAGCCACAUGGCAGCAGCACAAGGCCGCAUGUCCCUGGCGCAGCUGCAGCCGCAGCCACUGAUGACACUCUCGCUGCAGUCCAUGCCCCUGCACCACCAGCUCCAGCCCCAGCCUCGCAUCGCCCCAGACUCGCCAGCACCCGCACAGACACCUCCUCUCCACACCCUGCCUGAUGGGAGCCACAGCCCCCUCCCACACCACCCCAUGGGACGGGCACCGCCGGACUUCCUGAACGUGACAGCAGACAUGAACACGGAGGUGGAUGCUCUUGACCCAAGCAUCAUGGAUUUUGCAUUGCAAGGUAACAUAUGGGAGGAGAUGAAAGACGACAGCUUCAGCCUCGACACACUGGCUGCCUUCAGCGCCUCCCCGCUGCACCUCUCAGACUGUGACCUGGGCACCCCCGGCCUCACCCCCGUCUCCAGCGGCAGCGAUCACUCCUUCUCAGACGUGCAGGUCACCGGCCUUUACACCACCUACACCACGCUGGACAACGUGGCAGCAGCAGCUCAGUACAUGAACCCCCAGGGCAACAAACCCAUCGCUCUGCUCUGAGCUUUGCACCAUUCCAGGGACCUCCAGCGCAGGGGCCAGUUCCUCCCAACUGUUUAAAUCCAACCCGAAAGCAAUAAGAGAGCUCCUCCUGCAGAUGCUAUUUCCUGGGACACAGCACGUGAUGCCAAAAUAAAUCAAACUGUCAGCAGUAGAACCACUUUCACGUGCUGGAAGGUUGAAGAAGGGCCAUGGACACUUGUGCUCAGGACUGGGGAGCUCUCCAGAAGGAUGUGGAAGGCCUCAGUCAGCAGGAACUCAACUAGAAAGUAACUGAGCUAAAACCACCCAGUUAAGGUACACACACUUAACUGGUGCUGGGAUCUGGAUGCUGUUUGGGCACCACCUACACAGAAGCCAACACAAGCCAAUGGGCCGGUCAGCACCAAGUUAGAGUCCAAAAGGGUUGAUCCUGCACCAUUCCAUCUCUUUUCCUAAAGUUACCAAAUAACUGUUGCCCUUGAAGAAGGACCACACAGGUUCUGGAGCCACUUGCACCACUAACACUUUUCGGACAUAACUAUUGUUAAUUUAUUGUUAUGAGGUAGGAAAAAAAGGAGGAAAAAUACUAAAAGUGAAAAAUCCAACCCAUAGCAGAGAACUGUUCUAUGUAGGAUUAAAGGCAGAGCCCUUACCCGUGAAGGGAGUGGUACUACUGAAUUAUUAAACUAGAGGAUUUUAGGAAUUAUGCCUAUUUUUAGGGGGUUUUUAAGAGAUUAGAUGUGGUUAGAUCUUGUGCCUCGUGCUCCUGUCUGUUCUGUGCUAGGCAGUGUUACUGUUUGUAAAUUUAUUUAUAUUUAUUGUUAUGAAAAGCAAUUAUGUGAAGUGAGUUUGUCAAAUGCUGCAGUGACCUGGUUUACAUCCGCUAAAUUAUUCACGCUCCAAACGCAACGAGUUCAAGCGCUGUUGUUACACCACAUGUAAAGAAGCACUUUUGAUACUGUGAAACUCAUGUGUUAGAAAGAAUAACUCAGAGACCAAAUAUUGUAACUGUUCCUAGUGACUGUCACAACGUCCUUCGUUCCUGAUGUUGGAAUUCAGCAUUUAGUCUACUUACACCUCUGUGAGCAUGGAGUAAUGCUUAUGUCUUGUUUCAUCUGUUCCUGUGCAUCCAGAGACUCUCCCGGUUCCUGGGAUUGCACCCACGUGCUCACAGGCUCCUCAUCCCACACUGCUCCAUGUGCUGCAGACUGGAGGGUGCAGGAUGCUGGAUCCAUGCUCUGGGGCUUGGAGAUUCCGCUGUGAAGAUCAAGGGCUGGAAAACAUCUGUGCCUGAAUCUUCCCCCCCAGCAUCUGCCCACGGCCACCUCUUCCAAAGGGGCACGAUGCUCCACGUCCUAAUUUAUUGUCACGAGUGAUCAUUUGCUGUGAGCGGCGGCAUCGCUGGUUCUUCAUGUGUUAAAUAAACAUUUCUUAGCACUCA
Messenger RNA from Strigops habroptila (Kakapo), 3595 nucleotides. RefSeq names its product forkhead box N4 (gene FOXN4). NCBI's taxonomy places the organism in Eukaryota, Metazoa, Chordata, Aves, Psittaciformes, Psittacidae. Gene Ontology annotation, biological process: regulation of transcription by RNA polymerase II. The coding region runs from base 625 to 2175 and encodes 516 amino acids. The record is from RefSeq and is a predicted model, not a curated record. The transcript has 10 exons. Gene Ontology annotation, molecular function: DNA-binding transcription factor activity, RNA polymerase II-specific; transcription cis-regulatory region binding.